CAGAUAUCUAAGUGUCGUUAACUGUUAUUACUGAUACAUCAUGUUUAAUACAGAUCAGAUAUCUAAGUGUCGUUAACUGUUAUUACUGAUACAUCAUGUUUAAUACAGAUCAGAUAUCUAAGUGUCGUUAACUGUUAUUACUGAUACACCGUGUUUAAUACAGAUCAGAUAUCUAAGUGUCAUUUACUGUUAUUACUGAUACAUCAUGUUUAAUACAGAUCAGAUAUCUAAGUGUCGUUAACUGUUGUUACUGAUACAUCAUGUUUAAUACAGAUCAGAUAUCUAAGUGUCGUUAACUGUUAUUACUGAUACAUCAUGUUUAAUACCGAUCAGAUAUCUAAGUGUCGUUAACUGUUAUUACUGAUACAUCAUGUUUAAUACAGAUCAGAUAUCUAAGUGUCGUUAACUGUUAUUACUGAUGCACCGUGUUUAAUACAGAUCAGAUAUCUAAGUGUCAUUUACUGUUAUUACUGAUACAUCAUGUUUAAUACAGAUCAGAUAUCUAAGUGUCGUUAACUGUUAUUACUGAUACAUCAUGUUUAAUACAUAUCAGAUAUCUAAGUGUCGUUAACUGUUAUUACUGAUACAUCAUGUUUAAUACAGAUCAGAUAUCUAAGUGUCGUUAACUGUUAUUACUGAUACACCGUGUUUAAUACAGAUCAAAUAUCUCGGUAUCGUUUACUGUUAUUAUUUACACACUAAGGUUCCUAGCGACUGGAUUUACCAUCCAAAUUGUUUACACAGUAGUCGAUAUGGACUUCAACCACACAGACUAUAUAUGGUUGUUUAUACACCAAUACAUUGCAUAACUAGUUUAAAAUCUGCUUUUGUAAUAUAUGUUCCUCGAUUUAUGAGGUAGGACAUGUUAUGUGAUAAUAUCAAUAUGCAAAUAUUAUCUAAAUGAUUAUGGAGAAGACCUUCCAUCUUUCUAGUUUAUAAUUUGACAAGAUUUCCAGUCCAUUGUAGAUCGAUAAAACACAAUUAGAACUGGAAUCUGCCUCGAAUUCCAGUAUCUUUCAUUUUGUAUUUAUAGCAUAUUCGUUGCAUCUGAUUAAUGUCUUCGAGCAGACAAAAUAAUGGAGUCCUGGUUAUAAGCGUAAAUAGUGGCGGAAGGACACGUGACAGAUAAUGCAUAAAGGUCCUUUGUGACUUGGGUAGUUCUAGAGAAGUUGUUAGGUGGACACGAGCCAAUUUGUAACAUCGUGAACACAGCAACCGCCAUUCAAAGAUCAAACGCGUUGAAAUCUCACACAAUGUUAUCUUCAUCCAUACCAAUUUGUACUACAGGUACGUGAACGUAUGACGCGUUCCUCACAAAGUCGGAAUGUUUCAGAAGAUGCCCUCCUAGUUAGGCCAGAUUUGUGUAUAGUGACCAAAAUGAACACCGUGGCUAUGUCCAUGGUCUCCCUAUGGGUUACCCUGAUGGUCAGUCCUGGCGUGGAGACAAUAACCUACCAUCUAGGAGAUACAACAUCCAAGUACCCAAGUUACUGUAUCUGUCAGGAGACAAACAGGAAAUCAAAUACAACUUCAAUAGUGUUUGAGCGUGACAGUUUGGACCGAACAGUGCCUCAGACAGCAUAUACUAUAUUAAGUAUAGCAUUUAGUAUCAACUCUAACCUGGGCUACUGUGUCACUGAAUAUUUACAACGUGGACAUUUCCCGUCCUUCAAACCCCUGGCUACCAAUAACACGACGAUUCUGACCCGACAGGACAUGUUCGGGGCUGUGGCGUUGUUACAUUUCCCCUCGUUAACUUACACUGAUGCCUGUAUAGCUUACUUGUUAGUUCCAUUCUAAUGUGGACUUCAGAGCAUUAGUGUGUGGCAGUUAUCUGAUUAUCAAGUGGAAUCAACUGAUUAGUCCUGUCGAUGGGAAAUUUGAUGACAAUGAUUGUGUUUUCGAAUGUGACAGCAAGCUGCAAUACAUUCUUGCCUAACUUACAAGCAAUAUAACUAUAUUUGCUUUGCCUACCACACUUGCAUCUGUGACUAUACAAUUCGCUAUAUCGUUAUAUAUGUAGUGUUCUGUUCUUAAGCUAUCGUAGUCAUAGUGCUAUAUGAUUAUAUACCUCGGUUGUACUAUCUACAUUUGUUAUUUACAUAUCACUGCUUAUUGGCCAAAUAAAUGUUGACCAUA
Messenger RNA from Pecten maximus, 2139 nucleotides. RefSeq lists its product as uncharacterized. Lineage: Eukaryota; Metazoa; Mollusca; Bivalvia; Pectinida; Pectinidae. The transcript is spliced from 2 exons. The record is from RefSeq and is a predicted model, not a curated record. The coding region runs from base 1300 to 1800 and encodes 166 amino acids.